Hyphopichia burtonii NRRL Y-1933 is the source of this 1399-nucleotide messenger RNA. RefSeq lists its product as uncharacterized. The coding region runs from base 402 to 1313 and encodes 303 amino acids. NCBI's taxonomy places the organism in Eukaryota, Fungi, Ascomycota, Pichiomycetes, Serinales, Debaryomycetaceae. The record is from RefSeq and is a predicted model, not a curated record. The transcript has a single exon.
AUACUUAUUAGGACAAGAAUUGUUUUAGCUGAUUCACAAUCGUUUCCCUUCGUUAAUGAGCUUUCUUCGGGUAACCCUUUUGCAUUCUUUCUCUCGGGCAAAAUGUCGCGGGAUCUUCCGGCAAAUGUCGUGGGAUGUUUAGCCAUCCGCGACAUAAAGGAGGGGAUGACGCAAUCCUGCGCGUGGGAAUCAAACGUGGUGUGUACGGGUGUUGAGUUGAACCGACCAUUUCCGGGUGAUUUCCGGUCUGAUCACUCGCGAGUUCCGGGAAAUGGCUCUUUUCGAGGGUCUGGUUUACGGGUCGGUGUGAUUUUUUGGUGUACGGGGGUUGUUCGAUGAUAAAAGCAACCUAAAAACCAGCAAUUAGCCAAAACUCAACAUCUUCACUUGAUAACCACAGCAUGGGGGAUUCAAUUACCAAAAGAUUGGUUAUCAAGGCAUCGAAUAAUUACGAUUUUGCCAAUUCAACGGUUGUCCCGGUCAAUUGCAAUCAGCCAGUUCAAAUUGAGUCAGAAAUCGGCUUAUUCUCGUUGUCGGUCAGUAUAAAAAAUUUUGAUGGUUCAAUUCCCCAUAAAUCAAAUAGUUUAUAUAAUGUGGGUGAUAAAACUUACUUGGAUGGUUCUUCUUAUGACAAUCUGGAUAUGGCAAAUGAUGUUUUACCGAAUUUAAGAUUAAACAUAACUUUUAAACCAAAAUAUCCAAUUAAAGGUUCGGAUUUAUUAUUCGGUAAUGAUUUUUUGGUUCCAAUUAAAGAUUAUAUUCCAACGACUUUAUUGGCAACUGGUCUCAAAUUCUUUACUUGGUUUAUCAAUAAAACAGUGAAAGGUGAUAUCUACUGCGAUAAACCUUACUUAUACGGUUUGGCCUUGAAUAGUUUUACAUUUAUGUCAAUUAAAGAUCGAUCAUCAAAUCAUGUGGGCGAGGUUAUCGAUGGUAAUGAAGACAAGGCUCCAGAUUUGACUAAUUUCGUCGAAAAUUUGAAUGAUAAUAUCGAUAAUAUACUUAAAAUUCCUGCAAAAUCUUUAGAACGGAAAAAAUUCUUUACUAAUCUUUCAAAUUGUGAAAAUUUCGUCUUUAAUGAGUCAACUAAUUAUCAAAUCCAAUUCGAUUCUGACUAUUUGAAACUAGCCGAUUCGAAAUACGCCGUAAGUAUCCCGACUUUUGGUAAUAAAACCUUCGACUUGAAUGUCUCGGGUUACGCUAAUGACGUUCUUGAUAACUUCAAUUGGACUAUAAAACAGGGUGGUUAUGACGGUGUUGGCUGUGGGAAACUGGGCUUGAUUUUAAAUUUCGCUCUACUCAAUGAAAGCUAACUUAUUUAUUGUUGUUCUUAUAUACUGGUUAUAUACUUGAGACUUAUACACUAUAUAUUCUAAUAUGAUUCUAUUUCUUUAUUAAA